Parnassius mnemosyne (clouded apollo) is the source of this 999-nucleotide messenger RNA. The record is from the annotation of a GenBank genome assembly. Lineage: Eukaryota; Metazoa; Arthropoda; Insecta; Lepidoptera; Papilionidae.
AUGACUGUAACGCGGGUUGCGGAGUCCCGCACUGAAUUUAAAUUGAAGAGCUUGCCAGAGGACGCGAUCUCCAGUGUAAAAUUUGCGCCAAAAUCCAAUCAAUUUUUACUUGUAUCGUCGUGGGACUGCUCAGUGAGGUUAUACGAUGUAACGGCGAAUAUCGAAAGGCAUAAAUAUAACCACGAAUUGCCAGUUCUCGACGUUUGUUUUAGGGAUGCUGUACACUCUUACAGUGGAGGUCUGGAUCAGACUCUUAAGAUGUAUGAUCUGAAUGCAAGCUCUGAAACAGUUCUUGGUGAACACAAAGCGGCCAUCCGUUGUGUAGAGUUUGCUAAUGAGGUCAACGCCGUUCUGACAGGCAGUUGGGAUGGCACUGUAAAAAUGUGGGACAGCCGUGUUCCUAAUUGUGUUGGUACAUACAACCAAGGAAAUGAAAGGGUUUACACAAUGAGUAUCGUCGGUGAGAAGUUUGUGGUCGGAACGUCUGGUCGUAAAAUCUUCGUAUGGGAUGUACGAAACAUGGGUCAUGUGAAUCAAAGACGAGAAUCAUCCCUUAAGUAUCAGACAAGAUGCAUACGAGUUUUUCCUAAUAAGCAAGGCUAUGUCCUUAGUUCAAUUGAAGGCAGAGUGGCCGUGGAGUACCUCGACAGCAAUCCCGAAGUACAGAAAAAAAAGUAUGCCUUCAAAUGUCAUAGGAUUAAAGAUGGUGGCUUGGAAAAGAUUUAUCCGGUGAAUGCAAUAAGCUUCCACUCAGUGUACAACACGUUUGCGACAGGCGGCUCCGAUGGAUACGUGAACAUAUGGGAUGGCUUCAACAAAAAACGACUCUGUCAAUUCCAUAGGUACAACACAGCAGUGUCAUCACUCAGCUUCUCUCAUGAUGGAUCAGCCCUGGCUAUCGCCUGUUCGCAACUGGAUGAGACCCAAGCCGAGGAUCCGAAGCCAGAGGACAUUAUAUAUAUCAGAUACGUCACCGAUCAAGAAACCAAACCAAAAUGA